Messenger RNA from Blastomyces dermatitidis ER-3, 1241 nucleotides. RefSeq lists its product as uncharacterized. The coding region runs from base 180 to 1226 and encodes 348 amino acids. Lineage: Eukaryota; Fungi; Ascomycota; Eurotiomycetes; Onygenales; Ajellomycetaceae. The transcript has a single exon. The record is from RefSeq and is a predicted model, not a curated record.
UUUCAGUGCUGAACAUCAAUGUUUUUAAGGGGCCCGCCAGUGGAGCUUUUAUACAUCUCACUCACAACUUGAAAACCUCACAGUAGACAUAAAGAGAACAUGAACAAGCACAAUCACCCCCUCAGAUAACAAUUUCCAAUAUAUCUCCAGCUUCAGCUUCCUUUUCAAAGGACAAAACAAUGGGAAACCCCCUCCCAAACACCCCUCAAAUCAUCACCUCAGUAAUCUACCAGCUGUCCAAAUUCCAUCCACCACCACCACCCUCAAGCGCGGUAGCAGCACCACCUCCAGACCAGAAUAACAACAACAAUACGCAGCGUCAACAUCAGAACAACCCUCCUCCCACAGAAACACAUGAUAAUAACAACAACCCGCUCACCCAACUCCCUGCCCCCGUCCUCUCAAAAGUAAAACCCCUCCUCCUAACUCUACAUUGCCUCUUCCCCAACGAACUGCUCCUGGCUCUGGAUAUCCUAGACCGGAGGGGGAUAAAAAGAUAUGAAUAUGAAUAUGGCGAUGACUAUGACGAGGAUGUGUAUGAUCGAGGACAGGGGGCAGGAGAAGCAGAGCAACAGCAGCAGCAGCAGCAGCAGCAAUAUAGACGAGGAGGAAAUAUAGACGGGGGGAUAUACUUUGUCAACUCUUUAUCCUCAUCUUCGAGCAUGAUGAAUACAACCAGACCAAAUACCAAUAAUGCCAAUAAUGCCAAUAAGAAUAAUAACCCCACCUCAAAAACCAAACCCCCCCACCUCGUCUGCCUAAACGCCUGGAACUGCUCCUGUCCCGCCUUUAGCAUGGCCGCAUUUCGAUACUUGGAUUCUGAUUCUGAUUCUGAUUCUGAUUCUCCCGAGCACACCACUGCUACUGCUACUGCUACUGCUACAAGGACCACAACGGGGGCGGAAAAUAGUGACCAGGAAGAAGGAGAAGAGGUAGAAAAACACGACGGGAGAAAUAACCCUCCAUCCUCAACAUCAACAUCAACAUCAACACCUACACCUGCCUUCCCAUUUGGCGGCACGCUAACCAGAGACUCGAUGAAGAAUACGCCCGUGUGCAAGCACCUCCUCGCCUGCUUGUUGGCGAACCAGUGUCCGGCGUUGUUUGGUCGUGGGGUUGGGAGGGUUUAUGUGGGUGGUGGUGGUGGUGAUGGUGAUGAUGGUCGUGGUGGUGGUCGGGAAAGGGAGCGGGAAGAGGUUAUGGCUGGGAGGUUUGCUCUGGUUUAAACUACUCCGUAUGCA